AUGUACCCGUUGAACGGCGUGGAUUUCAUGGACGUCGAUUCGUUUCUCCAUCUCUGGACACCAAACCAUUAUAAAAAAAACCAGAAAAAGAAAACGGGAAGGGAGGGAAAAGAAAAAGAGGGUGUGUUUCGUGACCUCCGACUCGCCCUUCUCGUCAACGAGUUCGCCGACUCGGACGUCGACUCGCUCCUCCUCGACUCCACCCACCUCAACGCUGCUUUCAAUCUCUCCACAGUCUCCCUCACCCACGGCUGCGGUUGUUGCGAUGUAAGCGGGCCUUUUAGAGAAUCUCUGCAGCGGAUUGUCGAUAGCAAGCACAAUUUCGACGGCCUCCUCGUAGAGACAUCCGGGCUUGAGAAGCCAGAGAAGUUUGUAGCGGAGUUAGAGGAAGUCGGCAUAAAUCUGGAUUGGAUUAUUGCUGUGGUGGAUGCUGAAUCACUUCCCAAGAUCUUAAGCAUGGAUGUUGUGAAGCAGCAGUUGCAGCAUGUGGAUCUACCUGAUAGGAAUGAUCACAUGCAUUAUCCAGCCCUGUCAAUUGAAAAUAGAGCUCUUAUGGCUUUUUUGCACGCCAUGCCUGGUGGAUUCUAUGCCUCAUUCAUGACGUGA
Magnolia sinica is the source of this 606-nucleotide messenger RNA. RefSeq lists its product as uncharacterized. Gene Ontology annotation, cellular component: cytoplasm. The coding region runs from base 1 to 606 and encodes 201 amino acids. The record is from RefSeq and is a predicted model, not a curated record. Lineage: Eukaryota; Viridiplantae; Streptophyta; Magnoliopsida; Magnoliales; Magnoliaceae. The transcript has 5 exons.